AUGUCAACCACCAUCGCUUUGUUACUUGUUCACCUCCACCUACUCCUGUGCGGCCAUGGCGCCGCCGCCGUCGCAGCAACGGCGACGCCGCCGCCUCUCCCGGUUCUGCCCGUCCCUUCCUACGCGCAGCUCCAGUGGCAGCUCUCCGAGAUGGCUCUCUUCAUCCACUUCGGGCCCAACACCUUCACGGACUCCGAGUGGGGCUCCGGCCACGCCGACCCCGCCGUGUUCGCGCCCUCCGAGCUCGACGCCGGCCAGUGGGCGCGCGUCGCGGCAGAGGGAGGGUUCGGCCGCGUGGUGCUCACGGCCAAGCACCACGACGGGUUCUGCCUCUGGCCGUCGGCGCUGACGGACUACUCGGUGGCCGCCUCGCCGUGGCGGGGUGGGGCGGGGGACGUCGUCGGCGAGCUCUCGGCCGCCGCGCGCGCGGAGGGGAUCGGGCUGGGGCUGUACCUGUCGCCGUGGGACCGGCACGAGCCGGUGUACGGCGACACCGUCGCAUACAAUGAGCACUACAUGGGCCAAAUGACGGAAUUGCUCACCAGGUAUGGAGAUGUGGAGGAAGUUUGGCUUGAUGGUGCAAAGGGUGACGACACAUACAUGGAUUACAUGUUUGAUGCCUGGUUUGCGCUUAUCCAUCAGCUCCAGCAAAGGGUGGUUAUCUUCUCAGAUGCUGGACCAGAUACUAGAUGGGUAGGCGACGAGGCGGGAAUUGCGGGCCGUACCUGCUGGUCUCCUUUCAACAAGACCGUCGUGACAAUUGGGCACAUCAUUCCUGAAUACUCACAAAGUGGGGAUCAAUUUGGUGAAGAAUGGGUUCCUGCAGAAUGUGAUGUUUCCAUCAGGCCAGGGUGGUUCUGGCAUGCCUCAGAGAAACCAAAAAGUGCUGUAACCCUGCUUGACAUAUACUACAAAUCAGUUGGUAGAAAUUGUCUCCUCAUAUUGAAUGUUCCUCCCAAUUCAUCCGGGCUUAUUUCCGAUGAAGAUAUGCAAGUCCUUCAGGAAUUCACCGAGAUCCGACGGACAAUUUUCUCUCACAACUUUGCUGCCAACGGAACUGUCACAGCAAGCAGUGUACGUGGUGGGUUGAACAACUUGCAGUUUGCACCCUCCAGUGUGCUCCGAGAUAGCAUAUACUCCUACUGGGCACCACAGGAAGGGCAGACAAGCUGGGAAAUGCUCUUCGACCUCGGGCGAUCCACUUCCUUCAACUUGCUCCAGCUCCAGGAGCCUAUCCAGAUGGGUCAGCGUGUGAUCGAGUUUCAUGUGGAUGUCCUACUGGGUGGACUGUGGCAAACAAUUCUUGAAGGCACGACAAUUGGGUACAAGAGGCUGCUUCGGUUCCCUGCCGUUGAAGCCCGGUACCUGAAGCUAUAUGUCGACAGUGCACGUGCAGACCCACUGAUUGCAUUCGUUGGUGUUUUCAUGGAUCCCUUCUCAGAUGUAUAUGGUUUAGAUCAUGAGAGGCCGUCCCAUACUAAUAGCAGUGAAGUCAUAAUGUUAAGGAGAGGCCAUGCUGCCGGCAACAGGAGUACUGCUACGAUGUAA
Triticum turgidum subsp. durum (durum wheat) is the source of this 1548-nucleotide messenger RNA. The record is from the annotation of a GenBank genome assembly. Lineage: Eukaryota; Viridiplantae; Streptophyta; Magnoliopsida; Poales; Poaceae.